Messenger RNA from Penicilliopsis zonata CBS 506.65, 2257 nucleotides. RefSeq lists its product as hypothetical. The transcript is spliced from 4 exons. NCBI's taxonomy places the organism in Eukaryota, Fungi, Ascomycota, Eurotiomycetes, Eurotiales, Aspergillaceae. The record is from RefSeq and is a predicted model, not a curated record. Bases 121 to 2043 code for a protein of 640 amino acids.
GUCUCGAUGAUGCAGCCAAGCGGGUGCUGAUGUGCGCCUAGAGACAGAAAUCGAGCGUCUUGCUCAUUACGACUGAUCGAUUGCUGCCGAGCAAAUGGCAGAUGCAGGGACCUUCCCCACAUGGUUCAUUCAUGCAAUUUUAAAGCAAGCAUCCACCGCGCCCAGGCCGGUAUGGGGGAGGAUACUCGACCUCUGCACUCUUUAACAACCCACGCAGAAAAUUUCGCACUGACACCGAAUGGGACAGGCCUGUCGGCCAUCGCACCUACUUCUGAUGGAGACAGAUCAGGUGGAUCAACACCUUCUCAAGGCAAGAAUUUCGAGUUCGUCCUAGUGACGGACAGUGGAUCUCGACGCCAAGUCCGCCGCCAUGCGAUGCGCCAAUAUAUGCGCAAGCGCCGUCUGGACAGCAUAGCUCGACUCGAUUCAUCUCGUCUCUACGUGGGUGGUUGGUCGACUCGUCAAGACGCAGGAUCUUCGUCCCCGUUCUUGGCUUUGGAGGUGGAAGACGCACAGGAUGAAGAGCACGUUGCAGUCCAAAAGUCUACCUUCAUAAACCCCAAGCAGCAUCUUACGGGGCCUCAUAAAUUAGUAUCAAAUCGGAAUGUCUGGGAUAGCACAGCUCCAGCAUGCCUGGAGCCACACAGCAAACCUCCUAGUCUAGGAUAUACUCCUGGAGAUGGAGUGCUGUUCGAUCCAUUCGACUCGUUUCCGAUCGCCAUAGAUUCAAAUGAUCAUCAAUUGAUCCAACACUUUGUUUCGAUAUAUCCCUCUAUGAUGUACAAGCUUCUCGACCCCAUGCCCAAAAAUCCCAUGAUGAAAAUCUUCCAGCACAUUGCUAUGUGCGACCCCGUUCCUUUUCAAGCCAUGCUUGCAAUUGCCUCCAAACACCGGGCUGGAGUUGAAGGUAAGACAGAAUCCGUCCAGAGCCUCACGCACAAGAUGCGGGCCUUGCGACUCAUCAAUGAGUGCAUCCAGACCAGGCCAGAUGGAUACCUAGACGGAAUAAUCUACGCCGUGGCUACAAUGGCUGUUAUUGAGAAAUGGUCGAAAGAUUUCUCUGUUGAGCAAAUGCACUUCAGCGGACUUGCGUCGAUGAUUCGAAGCCGAGGAGGCAUGCGAGGCUUGCAUGCCGCAAACAAGUUCCUAGAAAACAUAAUAUAUUGGGUCGAUUAUAGUUGCGCUUCGAAUGCCAUCGUAGGCAGCAGUCUCCCUUGGACCGGUGAUGCAUCAGAUUCCCUCCCCCAAAGCCUCGACUUUUUAGUCAGCGACUCACAAUUCCACCUUGACCUUUCUCACAAUCCAUCGCCUGCCAACGAUCCUGAGGAUAUGUACGACCACGUUUGCGGAUGUGAGGACUUUCUUCGGUUUUUCAGACGUCUGCAUGAUUUAGAGCAUAGCGCCUUGAAUUCACCUGGUGGCAUAACUGGCGACUUUCCAGAACCCCAAAGCCGUUUCGGAUCCCAAACGAAGCUCUUUUCCAUUCUCACUACCCUUCCGGAUUACGACCAUGGCAUCAGAGACGUCCGUUUUAUCGAUGAAUACUCAAGCAUGGCCUGCCUCCUCUACCUCAAUGUUGCACUGUACGACUGCUACCUUAAUUCGACGCCAUUCGACCGUUAUCUUGAUUGGGUACAUCUGGAAAUCCAGCGCCUCUCUCCGCAUAGCAACCCUAGUAUUGCUGCAGUGCUUUGGCUGUUUCUCACGAAUGGUGGCUAUCCUCGCGGUGAAUCCGGCGACGCAGGGGAAAGGAGCUGGGUCGUUUCUCGGAUGCUGCGGGUUGCCAAGCGUCUAGAAUGGAAGCGUCAGGGGGCUCUCUGGGAAUGCCUCCGUCGCGUGUUAAUCGGGUUCCUAACCACUCAGCAAGAAUGCUCCUUGGGAUCAGCCCAUAUCAACGAACACGCGCUCGCAGCUCGACAAAGAAAGCAAUCUCGAUCCGACGGCUAUUUCUGGGAUGAAGACGAGAUGAGAAGAAAUAUCCUGGGGCUUGAAACGCCUAUUAUCACGAGCUGCUCUGCGGCAGACUCUCUGAAUUCUGGUUAAUGGCACAUGCAUCUGAGUGUAUAUAUCUAUACAUGUACUUAUAAACAUUAAAUAACUAUGUCUCUGUGUCUCCAGACGCAUGCUGGGACAGGAGGAAAGCAUGGCGAGAUAUAAUAAGCAACAUGUUCUAUGAAUUUGUGCCACGAUAUCUGGACUUAAAUCAUGUUGAACUUGGAGAAGUAUACUAUUGAAUCAGGAAGGAAUGCCUUCGACG